AUGAUGGACGACGCUCUUGUGGAGGUUGAUGGACUCUUUGCUGGUCUCAUCUAUCUCGAUACGACCGAUCCCCCACUCAUCAAGAGAACUUCAAAGAAUUGGUUUAGUCUUGCUGCUAAGUUAGACCUUAGCUGCAACGCUUGCGAAACGCGCUCGGAGACCGACACGUCGGACGCACCACCUUCCACGAUCGAUGAGGGCGUCCUAGCCCGAGACGCUGCAUGGUCCUCUAUUCGAACUAUCCGAGACGGAAUGCAGAUUCUCUGGGAUCAUUUUGUCGAUGCCUCUCGGGUUCUAAAUACGCCGACAAUUGAGAGCCUACGCAAGAGCUACGAUGGUGCUCAAGGUCUUUGCUAUGAAGGAGUGUUUGCUUUCCGCCAUACCGUCGUUGGCCAGAGACAUGACGAUUUAGUCGCGAUAUUUGCCUUUUGUAGCUUGUCAUAUGUGAUUGCUCGCCUUUUCUGUGCUUGCAAUGAAGCCAACCAGAUCGACAUACCAGCCGGCCUCCGGUCAUGGCGUGAUGCAAUCAAGGAAGAGGACGAGCGACAGGCCUUUGAUACUCUGGCCGUGCAGAUGUGGCCAGAAGCAAUUAAUACUGUUCAUUUUCAGCCUUUGGCGCGAUCUGCGAGUACUCACGGCCACAGUAGGAGCGCGUCUCCUGUGUCUUCCAUCCCCUACCAAAGUGCAAUACCACCACUUGCUCCUGAUUUUAGCAGCACGCAGCCAUUUGAUGGCGACCAGCGAGGUCAAGAACUCUCCAAUGUCAUGGGGAAAGGUUUCGUCCCGCUUCAGUAUGCGUGGCAAGAUAACAAGCAAGUCAACAACGGUGUGGCAAACACUUCCGCAGCCGUCAGCCAGUAUCCCCAGAGCUUGACGGACCUACUCAAUGAUGCUUUUCCCUUGCAUGCACCAAGCAACGAGUCAUACACUGACUAUCGGGCCUGGUCAGACUCGGGCUCCAUUCUAUCACAGACCUUCGACAUGACGGAACAGCUGAACUGGACAGCAUUCAGAGACCCAACAGGUCAAUCAGCCGGCUAUCCCAAGGUCAUCGCCGAUUACGCCCGGGAAUUGAGUGAUACAGCCCUGCCGGGAACAACAUCUUGCGCCAGCGCCCUACAAGAGACACCUACAUUCAUGGUUGUCAGAGAAUAUAUCCGCGACAACUGUAACUUUUGGCACCGGCUCGCCGGCUCUGGUAUAGUGUCAAAAGACCACAAAUCGCGUCGCUCAUGGCAGAAUAAAACACCAGCCUGGAUGGAGUGCAAACAGACUUCAUCAUACAUCCAACAACUGCGAGCUGUAGAGCACACUCGCAAUCCAGAGUCGCGUGGUAUUGUCGCUGUUGCUGAAGCUUACAUCAGAUGGGGGUUUCUCCAAAGUGUCGAAGAUACAAAGCUCUAUAUGGAAAAGCUGGGAGACUUGCUAUUCGACACCGAGAUAGACCGUCAAGAUUUCUGGAGAUGGAUUAAGGGCUUUUCGGGUGAUAAUGAGAAACCAUUGGCAUGCCCAUACUGCUCUCACAGGGACAAGUAUGAGGGCAAUCUUCGAAGACAUAUGAAGAACAAACACGGGGUUGAGUACGAAAGAUCGAAGCAGCAAAUGAAGGCUCCAAGACCAUAA
Molecule: messenger RNA, 1623 nt
Organism: Fusarium subglutinans
Lineage: Eukaryota; Fungi; Ascomycota; Sordariomycetes; Hypocreales; Nectriaceae
Exons: 3
Coding region: 1-1623 (540 amino acids)
Source: RefSeq, a predicted model, not a curated record